AUGAGUUUGACCGGUACAAUUAAACGAAGCCUUUCGAGCUUCACACAUAAUGCUGUUAAAAAUGGGGCAUUUAGGAGGCUGGCGGCAAAAAAGGCUCAACCAACAAGAAUAGUACGACCAUGGGAAUCCCCUGAAAAUAGUAAUACAGAAACUACUUUCAUUCAACCGCACCAUCCUAUUGCAACCAGAAUUUUGAAUGAACCCACAAUAAUUGUAGAACGUCAGCUGGAAAUGAUGAACGUUUUUCUUGGGUUCGAGCAAGCAAAUAAGUAUGCAAUAUUGGACGUUAUGGGGAAUAGGAUAGGCUAUAUGCAGGAAAGAGACUUCUCAUUUAUGAAGUCGAUAAUGAGGCAAGUAUACAGAUUACACAGACCAUUUACAGUUGAUGUUUUCGACAAUUGGGGAAAUGUGAUUUUGACCAUCAAAAGGCCGUUCUCCUGGAUCAAUUCCCACAUUAAAGCAUUUUUACCACCAGUAACCACAGUUGAGCAGAACUACUUGGAAUCCCCUGCUAAAUCGAGCGCUGUGUCGAGCAAAACAUUUGGUGGCUCCAGUGGUGUGCCAAUACCACAGGUGAUUGGUGAGUCAGCUUCCGAAGGCAUCCUUGUGGGUGAAUCUAUCCAAAACUGGCACCUGUGGAGACGUAGGUAUGAGCUGUUCCAAAGGGAGAAAGGCUCAGAUGGUUCAUUCUCAGAAUUUGGCCAAAUUGAUGCCCCAUUUUUGUCUUUUGAUUUUCCUGUGUCAGACGAGAAGGGAAAGAUCAUUGCAGGUGUUGAUAGAAAUUGGGUUGGUUUGGGCAGAGAAAUGUUUACUGAUACCGGUGUUUAUAUUGUCAGGUUUGACUCAAGUCAGAGCUUCGAUGGAGUUCAUCCGCCAGAAGUUAUUGGCGACUCUGUGCUAAACUUGGAUCAAAGAGCAGUCCUGUUGGCAAACGCCCUCUCGAUAGACUUUGAUUACUUUUCAAGACAUUCGGGUCAUGGCGGAGGACUGCUUUCUUUUGGCUCGUAUGAUGACUAG
This is a messenger RNA of Zygotorulaspora mrakii, 1017 nucleotides long. It is a transcript of the gene AIM25, whose product is annotated as Aim25p. Gene Ontology annotation, biological process: plasma membrane phospholipid scrambling. Gene Ontology annotation, cellular component: plasma membrane. The transcript has a single exon. Bases 1 to 1017 code for a protein of 338 amino acids. Lineage: Eukaryota; Fungi; Ascomycota; Saccharomycetes; Saccharomycetales; Saccharomycetaceae. The record is from RefSeq and is a predicted model, not a curated record. Gene Ontology annotation, molecular function: phospholipid scramblase activity.